Messenger RNA from Sorghum bicolor (sorghum), 2599 nucleotides. Its product is annotated as inositol transporter 1. Lineage: Eukaryota; Viridiplantae; Streptophyta; Magnoliopsida; Poales; Poaceae. Gene Ontology annotation, molecular function: myo-inositol:proton symporter activity. The record is from RefSeq and is a predicted model, not a curated record. Gene Ontology annotation, cellular component: membrane. The transcript is spliced from 6 exons. The coding region runs from base 531 to 2051 and encodes 506 amino acids. Gene Ontology annotation, biological process: transmembrane transport.
UUGAGCGAUCAGGCCUCUUCCGAUUUCCACGGAGGGAAAUCACCGUAAUAAUUUCUACAAGCAAGUCCAAGUUGAUUGAGCGAUGCUAAAGGCUCAAACGGAUCAUUGCAGACUUGCAAGCUUCCCUCUCCCCCGAUCGGGUGAUCAUAUCCACCCACCUACUACUACCCUGCUAGGCAGACCCAUACCGUAUGAACAAAAUCCUCCCUAUUUAAGACGGGCGGCGUUGGCUUCAAAUACACUGGUCUCUCCUCGGUCCAAAAGUCUCCCCAAUCUCCACCCGUUCCAGAAUUUUCUCCCUUAUUCCAGCGUGUCCUCGUUUCGGGCCCGCGGUUCCGCUGUUCCACUUCUUUUGAUUUCGGAGUGGGGGGAGCUUACAUCUUGCUGGAUAAAGAUUGGAUUUUGAGCGAUUUGGGGGCGCUUGCCUGAUUCGCCCCCCCUGCGAGGUAGGGCCGGGCCGGGGCGGGGGGAUUAGAUUUCGGGGGGAAGUUUUGGUGGUUUGAUUGAGAUUCGGCUUGGCCGGAGCCGGAAUGACGAUCGACAUGUCCAUGCCCGGGAGCUCCGGGCUCCUGAACGCUGCGGGGAAGAGGGACAUGAAGUUCUUCAGCAACCCCUACGUUCUUGCGCUCACGGGCGCUGCAGGAAUCGGUGGAUUCCUCUUUGGCUACGACACAGGUGUCAUAUCUGGGGCCCUUCUGUAUAUCCGUGAUGAUUUUCCAGCGGUCAGGGAUAAUUACUUCUUACAGGAAACGAUUGUUAGCAUGGCCUUAGUCGGAGCUAUGCUUGGAGCUGCUGGGGGUGGUUGGAUCAAUGAUGCAUAUGGUCGCAAGAAGUCCACUCUUCUUGCUGAUAUGAUGUUUGCUCUUGGCUCACUUGUCAUGUGUGCUGCUGCUGGUCCUUACAUUCUAAUUAUUGGAAGGCUCCUCGUUGGUUUGGGUGUGGGUGUUGCAUCAGUCACGGCACCAGUAUACAUUGCUGAAGCUGCUCCUUCAGAAAUCAGGGGAGGUUUGGUGUCAACUAAUGUACUCAUGAUUACUGGUGGCCAAUUCUUCUCCUAUCUUAUCAAUCUCGGCUUUACUGAGGUUCCUGGAACAUGGCGCUGGAUGCUUGGUGUUGCUGCUGUCCCUGCCAUUGUACAGUUUGUGCUGAUGCUUUUUCUGCCAGAAUCUCCCCGUUGGCUUUACUGGAAGGAUGAGAAGGCAAAAGCUAUUGCUGUCCUUGAGAAGAUCUAUGACUCUGAUCGUUUGGAGGAAGAGGUAGAGCUGCUUGCUUCAUCCUCCAUGCAUGAAUUCCAGUCCAACAAUGCUGGAAGCUAUUUGGAUGUCUUCAAGUCAAAAGAAUUGAGGCUAGCUUUCUUUGCUGGGGCUGGUCUUCAGGCCUUCCAGCAAUUUACUGGGAUCAACACCGUCAUGUAUUACAGCCCCACGAUAGUCCAGAUGGCUGGUUUCUCUUCCAACAGGUUGGCCUUGCUUCUUUCCCUCAUCGUCGCUGCCAUGAAUGCCGCUGGGACCAUUGUUGGAAUCUACCUAAUCGACCGUUGCGGCCGCCGCCGCCUGGCCCUUACAAGCUUGUCUGGGGUUGUGAUCUCCCUUGUCAUUCUUGCCUUGGCCUUCAUACUGCAGUCAUCAUCCGGCCUCUGCAUGAGUGCUGCUAAUGGCACAUGCCAAGGCGUGCUAGGCUGGUUCGCGGUGGCAGGCCUUGCUCUGUACAUCGCCUUCUUCUCUCCAGGCAUGGGGCCUGUCCCAUGGGCUGUGAACUCGGAAAUCUACCCUGAGGCAUACCGUGGAAUGUGCGGUGGCAUGUCGGCCACUGUCAACUGGAUCUCUAACCUCAUCGUGGCACAGACGUUCCUGUCGAUCGUGGGGCUGGUCGGGACUGGUCCGACCUUCCUGAUCAUUGCCGGGAUCGCGGUGCUCGCCUUCAUCUUCGUGGCCAUGUACGUGCCAGAGACGAAGGGCUUGAGCUUUGAGCAGGUGGAGCAGAUGUGGAAGGAGAGAGCGUGGGGGAACAGCGGCAACUGCCAGAGACUUUUGGGUGCUGCUGCGCCGUAGGCUACCUGUCAGCAUUGAUCAAGCGCGGAAGCAAUGGCGGCGACACUUUUAAGAUGGCCGCCUUGCGCUUGAUUACCUCCGUCCUAGUAUAGUAGGAAGAAAGUACAUACGAAAGUGGAGAUGCAGAUCCAAACUGUUUUAUGUGAUGGCUCAUGUUGCUUAUAUUAUUGCUAUCCUUUUGCCUGAUUGUACGUGUUGUCAUCGUGGGAAAUGUUCAGUGCGAGUAAAAGUAUCAGGUCGUACCGUGAUGUCAAACUAUUAUGCCAAAAGGUCUGUUGUAUGAUCCAGAUGGGUGAUUAUAUUUUUUUUGUACAGUUUCCGGAAUAAUGUCCUGGAGAGUCAGUAGGGCAGUUGGGUAGGCGCUUUUUUUUUUCUUGGCCAAGCGCCCAAGUGAGUAGUGGUGGUGAGUUGGCGUUUGGGUCGGUCUUUGUAUUGGAUUAGAGUUGUCUGGGGGUGAUAUGUGACACUCCUAGUUGAAAAAAAAACUAGACAAACACUUGAUUUUUCUGUAUUCUCCUCAUAUAUUUUGCAGUAAAACUUUUGCCUCA